AUGGCACACUCUCAUCAUGAUGCAGACUCGACCUCAUCGCUUGUUCAGAAUGGCAACGCCACUGCAAAUCAAGCGCUAGAAACCACUCGAAACCACGAAGAGCACUUUGAUACCAUAAUGAUACAAGACCAGGAGGCAAAAAGCAAGAGACACAGACACUCGGCAAAGGACAAAGAAAUGGACAGGCUGCCAGCUUUUGAAGGGCACCGACAUCGAACUCUUUCUAAGGACAGCGAACGAAGUAAAGCUCGUGAAGGAGCGCCAUAUUUUAGGAAACAACACUCACACCACAGUGAUCAGUUUACCUCAUAA
This is a messenger RNA of Trichoderma harzianum CBS 226.95, 312 nucleotides long. RefSeq lists its product as hypothetical. Bases 1 to 312 code for a protein of 103 amino acids. NCBI's taxonomy places the organism in Eukaryota, Fungi, Ascomycota, Sordariomycetes, Hypocreales, Hypocreaceae. The record is from RefSeq and is a predicted model, not a curated record. The transcript has a single exon.